This is a messenger RNA of Knipowitschia caucasica, 552 nucleotides long. Lineage: Eukaryota; Metazoa; Chordata; Actinopteri; Gobiiformes; Gobiidae. The record is from the annotation of a GenBank genome assembly.
AUGAGUUUCUCUUCUGCAGCCUCUCCCUGCACUGUAGUAGUACCCUUUUCCCGGGGCCUCUGUGGUGCUCCUGAUGCCCCUCUCCCACCCCUGAAGAUCCCAGGUGGGCGAGGGAAUGGCAUAUGGGAUCACUCUCCUCCAGCUCAGCCGCUCUACUCAGAUCGAAAGUUGACUGUUACUGAGGAGCCGGCAGGGAGCGGUCGCCCGAGGAUUCUCCACUUCCAAAGUCGACCGGUUGCUACACGGACUGUUCAGUGGGACACCGUCCUGAGCAGCAGCGCCCUCUACGUGGAGAUCCCUCUGGACCCUCUCCCUGAAGGCAGCAAGGAGAGUUUUGCGGCGCUGCUGGAGUUUGCAGAAGAACAUCUGAAAGUCGUUAGCGUGUUUGUCUGCUUUUACAAGGAUAGAGAUGAUCGUGCUAAACUCGUGCGCACAUUCAGUUUUCUUGGCUUCGAGAUCGUGAAACCAGGCCAUGCCCUCGUCCCGCCUCGUCCCGACGUGUUUUUCAUGACCUACAACUUCGACAGGGACGACUCCUCGGACGAAGAGUGA